GUUUCCCAGCAUGCCGCGCGGGGCGGGCCGGCUCCCCGGCCCUGGGAGGAGGCGGCGGCGGAGGUUCCCCGGGCGGGAGGAGGAGCCGCCGCCGCCGCCGAGCGCCUCUCGCUCCGUCGCCGCAGCCCGCCGCCGAGCGCCUCUCGCUCCGUCGCCGCAGCCCGCCGCCGGGAGGGGAGCGGGGCUGGGGCCCGUGCCGCCGCCCCCCGCGAUGCCGCUCUUCGCCACCAACCCCUUCGACCAGGAUGUGGAGAAAGCAACCAGUGAGAUGAACACUGCAGAGGACUGGGGCCUCAUCUUAGAUAUUUGUGAUAAAGUUGGACAGUCACGCACAGGGCCCAAGGACUGUCUUCGUUCUAUUAUGAAGAGAGUGAACCAUAAAGAUCCCCAUGUUGCUAUGCAAGCAUUAACACUUCUAGGAGCAUGUGUAUCAAACUGUGGUAAAAUCUUUCAUUUAGAAGUCUGUUCGAGAGAUUUUGCCAGUGAAGUAAGCAAUGUGUUGAAUAAGGGUCAUCCAAAAGUAUGUGAAAAGCUGAAAGCUCUUAUGGUGGAAUGGACAGAUGAAUUCAAGAAUGACCCACAGCUUAGUUUAAUAUCUGCUAUGAUAAAAAAUCUUAAGGAGCAAGGAGUUACUUUUCCAGCUAUCGGUUCACAGGCUGCUGAACAGGCAAAAGCAAGUCCAGCUUUAGUUGCCAAAGAUCCUGGUACAGUAGCUAACAAAAAGGAAGAGGAGGAUUUAGCUAAAGCUAUUGAACUGUCACUAAAAGAACAAAGGCAACAGCAAGCAGCACUUUCCACUUUGUAUCCUAGCACCUCAAGCCUUUUAACAAAUCACAAACAUGAGGGCCGAAAGGUUCGUGCUAUCUAUGAUUUCGAGGCUGCUGAAGACAAUGAAUUAACAUUUAAAGCUGGAGAACUUAUAACUAUACUUGAUGACAGUGAUCCAAAUUGGUGGAAAGGUGAAACUCAUCAGGGUAUGGGAUUGUUUCCAUCUAACUUUGUAACAGCUGAUCUCUCUGCUGAGCCAGAAAUGAUGAAAGCUGAAAAGAAAACAGUGCAGUUCAGUGAUGAAGUUCAAGUAGAGACAAUAGAACCUGAGCCUGAACCAGUUUACAUUGAUGAAGAUAAAAUGGACCAACUCUUGCAGAUGUUACAAAGUGCAGAUCCAUCUGAUGACCAGCCAGACCUCCCAGAAUUGCUUCAUCUUGAGGCAAUGUGCCACCAGAUGGGACCUCUCAUAGAUGAAAAGUUGGAAGAUAUAGACAGGAAACAUUCAGAACUUUCAGAACUCAAUGUUAAAGCAAUGGAGGCUCUUUCUUUGUAUAACAAGUUGAUGAAUGAAGACCCAAUGUACUCCAUGUAUGCAAAACUACAAAACCAACAGUAUUAUAUGCAGUCAUCUGGUGUUUCUGGCUCUCAGGUUUAUCCAGGGCAACCUCAAAGUAAUGCAUAUUUGGUGGCAGGGAGUGCACAGAUGGGCCAUAUUCAAGGCUAUAAUCUUCCUCCUGAACAACUCCCUUCUCUCAGCCAAGGCACAGUUACUCCAUCUGCCAGCUCAGGACUGCCUGGUCAAGCUGCACAAACAUCCUACACCAAUGCAAUGGUUGGCUCUGUUGCUGGAAAUACAUAUUCUAACCAGGCUUCAGUGUAUAGUCCACCACCUGCUUCUGUUGAUGUUGCUGCUUAUCAGAAUGCUGGAACUAAUAUGUCCCAGGUGCCAAACUAUAACUUAGCAUCUACACCUCUGCCACAGCCCACAGGCAGUCAACAAGCACCUCCACAACAACCACAGCCGCCACCACAGCAACCACAACAUAGUUACUCCCAGAAGGCUCUACUAUAGGAUCCAGGACUUCUGAUUCCUAAUCUUCUUUAACCUCUGCUAAAUGCAGUUGACAAUGUUAUGAUUUUCUUCCUUUAAUCUCUUAAAUUUUGUUUAUCCUCAGCUUAAUAAGAAUCUAUCUUGGUGAACAAGUUCAAUUUGCACUGACUUUUUAGGAUUUUUUUUUUUUUUAAUUUUGCAGAGGAAUGGAUAUAUUUAGGACAUUUAAUUCCUUUUAAAAUGCCUAAAAAUUGGUACAAGAUUAUUUAUGUCUGAUAAGAUUGGCUAGUCUGUGAAAACUCAACACUUGCAAACUGUUGUGGCAUAUAUGUUAUGUACAUAUAGUGUUUGAUUGCAAUAGUGGCCGUUUCGUAUAGCUAUGGUGAUCAUGUGAAUAUAUUUAACACAGUGUUUAAAAAAAAUUUACACUAUUUUAUUUUAAUCAAGAACUGACAACCAUGUUUCAUAAUUUUAUCUAGUUUUAUGACAGAUGUGAUGUCUUUUUGCAAUGCAGGAGAAGUUGUAAUUCUGCAUAUCAUGGUUACACUUACAAGCUAAGGUCUAUAUAUAAAUUUCCAAACCUACCUGAGUCUAGGUUUCAUUACUCUUGAAUUGAACACAAGUGUAUCAUGACUAUUAGAUGGCUUUAUCUACCAAAGUAAACUAGUUAACUUUUUAAAGUGAUCUGGGAAGAUAACAGCAAAUUAUGAUUCUGCUUCAGAUACUACUAAUAACUUAAACCAAUUAUUCAGAGGCUGCUAAACGUAUCAUGGGACCAUAAAACAGAUCAGAAUCUUACAUUCUAUCAUCAAAAGUAUAUAAUUUAUUUUUUCCAUGUUGGCUUUUUACAGUGAGAAUUGGAACUGUAUUCUGUGUGUGUUGGUAGAGAUUACACCAAAGACAAAUUGAGUUGGAAAAGAAACGAUGGAGAUUUAAACUGCAACACACAGCAUGAAUAACACUACUUUAUUCAAGUCUUCUUAUUUAGAACAUGGAGAAUUAUGGACAAGUUAAAUCACUUUGCUGAACAAACCUUCAGGGCUUUAUUUUAUCUCUUGUGGCCUUGUUUAGCAAUUUGUUCUGUGUUUACUGUUCUUACACAAAACACUUCUGCCUUAAACAUCUGUUAAUUUUUUCAGUUUCCAAUUGUUGCAGCAUUUGAGUUUUAGUCCUUCUGUAAUAUAAAUAGUUUUAUGAGGCCUCUUUGAUUUACUUCAAGAUUACUUUGAAUUCUCUCCUGCAGCAACAUGCAUUAACCUUUGUUUCUCAGUAACUUAGCCAGGUUGCUCUUUAAGGCAUAUUAUUUCUUUCUUUAAGGCUCAGGUGCUGCAAAAGGAAUAUGAUAAUGGAAGGCAACAUUUUACAUAUGCUUGAUCAGACUUUCUUGUACAGAGACUGUUGUUACUUUCCAUUUGUAUUCAAUCUGUUAAUGCAUCCUGGUGUCCUCUUACCUUUUCUGGUGACUCUUAUUCCAGCAAUACUAGAUGGCUUCAACAUCAAAUCUGUGCUUUCAGUUGUCUUAGUGUAUAUGUCAAAUGUUUGUUUUUAUGCACUGUAUUUUAAUGUGAUGCUUCUGGAAUUAAAUGUUACAAUUGGUGUACAUUAUACUAUCAGUUAACCUCAGUUAUCCUGUACACUCCUGCCAUCUGUUCAUAAUUAUGUAGCAUGUCUUUGUUUCACUAUUUAAGUAGAUGCUGGUGUUUUGGCUCUGAAUGCUUUCAAACAACUACUUUGACUCCUAACCAGAAUGGUUACAAAACAUGCCCAUAGCUGAUCUGUUCCACUGGAUGAUGAUCAAGCCAGAAGAGCUGGCCAUUUUGAGACUUGUAUUUUCAGUUUUUGUUUUUGUUUUUUUUCCCCCCUCCCUUCCUUUGUAAUUCCCUCAAACCCUCGAAAACUGUCAGUGCUUGGUAUUGUGACAAGACUGUGGAAUUGAAGAGGAAACUUUUUUUGUUUUUUGGGGGGGGCUUUUCGUUUUCUUUGGUUUUUUGUUCACUUGUUUUUAAAUCCAAGUCAUCGUAUCAUAGAUUGCUUUUUAAUACAUUGAAGAGAUGAUUUUUUUUAGAAAGGAAAUGUAAGGCUUAUAUAGUGCUCCCUAUAUGUUUUAGGUAUCUUAUUCUGAAUGCAGAAAAAUAAUGUGAAUAGAAGUAUUCUGUUCUGCAGAAGAAAAAUGAAAAUAACUGUUCUUACUCCAUGGUUCUUAGGCUCCAAGGAGGAGCUUGAAGCAUCAAAACAGCCGAGUUGACUUUGACUCUUCAUAUACUUAGUUUUUCACAUAUAUUGCAUGAUGUUUCCCACUAAGGGCCUAUGGAAUUUCCAUGCAGAAAUGGCUUGGCAGUUUUUUUUGUUAAUUUGUCCUUAUUUUUAAAAAAGUUUUCAAGUCUUUAACAGAAAUGGUUGUCCUGGUUUCUCCUUUGAACAGUGAAAACGUACGUGUUUCUUCGGGUUUUUCUGUCUUCCAUCUUAUUUUUCUUGGACACAUCCAUUUUUAAAGAAAAUUUAAAUCACCUUUGAUUUAUUCUGCUCAUCAUGAUGAAACCCCUUUCUUUAAAUGCAAUGCCACUCUAAAUUCAAUACAGUAAAAGUUUAGAGGGGAAAAAAAAGAUGGACACUUCUUAUUUUUCUUCGUGCUGUUUAUUAGAGCCACUGCUCAAAGUUACUAACUCUAACAAAUCUGUGAAUUUGUUAGCUGGCAUAAUCUGUUUUCCUUAUCUAUUUGUGCAGUAGAUCAUUAGCUCUGUAGGUUUUUUCAUUAAACAACACAAAAGAUUCUUUCAUGUUCUCACUUGGUUGUGUCUCUUACUCUGGAUGUGCUUCAGUGGUGCCUUCUUUUACCUUACUAGAUACCGUUGUUGCACAAAUUCCUUCACUCAUCCUUUCUUCCCCUCUCUAACAAAUUAUUUAGCAGUCACAAUUCAGUUUACCUCUCUGCUUGCUGGUUUAGUAUUGUCUACCUGAAGAUGCCAUUGCUGGUGCUUCUCUGCUGUGAUCUGUUCUGAGAUUUCUCAUUUGUGCAUUGUUUUGACCAAGUUCACAGAGGUUCUGUCUUACUACGGUAUUGAACACUGAAUGGGGCGGGGUAUAUCUACAGCUACUGUAUGGAAGCGUUUUAUAGCAAAGACCCUCAGUGUCAAGAAGUCAGUCUGUUUGAAAGUUAAGAAUCCCCAGAAAUGUCAGCUGUUUUCCAUGUUCCUAUAGAAGGCUUAAUUUUUGAAUUCCAUAUUUCUUUACACAUAGAUUGUCAAUGAACUGAUAAAAUGUUUUCAUCAUAUUUUCUAUAAUGCUUUAACCCUUUCAUUAAGGAAUAUAAAAAUGAAAAUUAAUUUUGGAAAGAGUGUUGUAAUGGUUUAGCUUUCAUAAACUGGAGCAAACUCUGGAAAGUGCCUUCUGUUCGUUUCACUUCUAUAAAUGAAGUUUGCUUACUGGUGUGUAUCAUCUCAGUUUAUGUAGGUAUAACAUAACCUUUGCUAUUCAGAGAAAAAACACUGAAGCAGAGUGUUAAUAUCAGUGUAGCAAAUCAAAUUUUAUGGGAGUAUGUUACAGAGUGUAGGACUGCAUAAUGGUUGCAACAUACUAAUCCACCUCUGCUUAGUAACUGGGACCCGCAGAGAAGUGUAUUUAAUGUCACCAACCAGAGUACAUAGACAGUAGUAAUACAGCAGUAACAAGGAGUAUCAGACAACAUGCUGGAGUUAAACAAAAUCUAAGAACUACUGCAUGUAUUUCCUUCAUGGUAGAGUUACUAUUAAUAGAUUUUAUUGGGAGGGGUCAUAAACACACUAAAAUGGAUUUGAGUCACCAGAACUUUAGAGAAUUCUGCCAGAUUGCAAAUACUUGGGUGCAAUUUAGGAGAUAAAUCUGCUUUUAAUAGCAUGUAUGUAUUUUGCUGAUCAAUUCUAGGCUGCUAUAAUAGUUCUCUGAUUUCAUCUAGAUGGCAGGAACAUCAGAUUUACACUGGAGAACUGCUUAAUACCUCAUUCUCCAAUAUUUUUUUUCAGUAUUUUCUCUAAUAUCACUUACCUGUAUUUUUCACUCAUAUUUCAAAGAUUUCUAUGUGGUCUUUGCUUAUAAAGGUCUUGCGUUAUUCCUUGUCUGCUGGGUUUCACAGAAAGAAUGAGAAAGAACUUCUGUAAUUACAGCAGCUCCAAUGGCACUUGGAAUUACAGGACUGCAGUAUGGCAGUUCCCUUUGGAGAAAAUGCAUGUGUCUGUUGUGAAGAAUGGGGAGCAUAAUUUCUCCUUUUAAAAAUCAGUAGAAGAUUUUGAAGUAAAGUAAAAAUUACAUUGCUAACAGCAGGCAGAAUCAUUUUUUACUCUGCUAAUCAAUCUUAGUAAAGCUGACCAACUUUGCACUACAGAUGCUCCUUUUUCAUUUUCAGCUGCAGCAAAGAAUAUUAACUUUUAUGUGUAUGCUAUACACACAGUGCAUACUACCACAGUCAAACGUGGGAAGGCCUUGAAAUUUGAACUUUUUCUUCAAUGUAUAAAAACACUGUAUAACUCUUUGAAGCCUUGUUUCUUAAACUAAAUAUUUGUGUUUAAAAACAUUCCACUUGCUUCAAUAUAAAAUUGAAGAUCUAAAGCUCAUUUUUAUUGCUGCUACCUUAGCAAAAAGGUGGUAGGAGUUCUUGUUUUUCUCUCCUGCAUGUGCUUCUGGGAAUCCAAAUAAGUUCUGUCGUUGUCAUCAAAAAAAAAAAAAAAAAAAAAAAAAAAAACAAAAACAAAAACACAAAAACCUGCUGCAUCUGUUUUGGUUUUAAUAAAGUGCGCAGUAGGAAAGUGCAUUCUUUUUAGUUUGUUUUGAUGCUCCCUUUGAUGUUGGCAUAUGUAUAUAUUUAGAUAUACUGCACUGUUGUACAAGAGUUGUUUUAGUAAAUAACACUAUUUGUAAAAACUGCUAAUUGUUUUUGGUAUGAAUGCAAAAUAUUAAAGUUGGAGUAUUUAGUUCA
This is a messenger RNA of Dromaius novaehollandiae (emu), 6770 nucleotides long. It is a transcript of the gene STAM, whose product is annotated as signal transducing adaptor molecule. Lineage: Eukaryota; Metazoa; Chordata; Aves; Casuariiformes; Dromaiidae. The transcript has 14 exons. Gene Ontology annotation, cellular component: ESCRT-0 complex. Bases 11 to 1843 code for a protein of 610 amino acids. Gene Ontology annotation, molecular function: ubiquitin binding; phosphatidylinositol binding. The record is from RefSeq and is a predicted model, not a curated record. Gene Ontology annotation, biological process: protein transport to vacuole involved in ubiquitin-dependent protein catabolic process via the multivesicular body sorting pathway.